AUCCAAUUAGAAGAACAUUGUCUAAGAUAAGGAGACUUGUGCAGUUAUUGAGGCUUGGAAGGAGUGUUCGCCCUUUCUGAAACGACUCCCACCAAGGGAACUACAGAUGUGUUUAUCACAAUUAUGUUUUCUUUCAUAUCUUCUCAUCUGAGGGUCAGCUCCUCUUCCUCACCAUCACAGCCUCUCCUCUGCCAGCCUUCAUCAUCAAACACGUCAUCAUCACCCUCUACCUACAAGACCACCAGGAGGCAGAAGAGAGUGAACAAGGAGAGCAGCAUGUCUCUCUGUGUCAAUGUCUUGGAGAUGGUCUCUCUGGACUCCAGAGCUGAAUCCGGGCGGGGAGAGGAAACAGAAGACCAGGGAGACACGCGUGCGGCUGCCGUUCUACUCCGUGACACUGCAGAGAGCGACGGACAGACAAGACACGCAGCCAUCUAGUCAGGUGGACAGACAGACUGGCACAGAAGGAAGCCCUAAAUAUCCCAUGAUGCCUUGCCCCAGACUCCUGCGCUAGGCCCCAGCAGUAUGGGCGGAGCCUGGGAGGGGAGAGAGAGCUCUGAUUGGACCAGGUCGGGUCACCCCUUCCCUGCUUCCGAUGGGGGAGGACGCUGAGAACUCCAAACUCAACCACAGCUUCCUGAGAGACUAUGUCACUGAAGCUGAUGUCAUCUCCACGGUGGAGUUUAACCAUACCGGAGACCUGUUGGCUACUGGGGACAAGGGAGGCCGUGUGGUCAUCUUCCAAAGAGAGACUGAGUCUAAAGGGGAGGUGGAGGAGGUAGGUGAGACGGGGGAGUCAGGGGAGUAUAAUGUCUAUAGCACCUUCCAGAGCCACGAGCCAGACUUUGACUACCUGAAGAGUCUGGAGAUCGAGGAGAAGAUCAACAAGAUAAGAUGGCUGCCACGACAGAAUGCCGCCCACUUCCUGCUCUCCACCAACGACAAGACGAUUAAGCUGUGGAAGGUGAGUGAGAGAGACAAGCGUCCGGAAGGUUAUAACCUGAAAGAUGAGGAGGGCAGGAUGAAGGACAUGUCUACAGUUACAUCACUACAGGUCCCGGUGUUGAAGCCCACUGACCUGAUGGUGGAGGUGCGCCCUAGGCGUGUGUUCUCCAAUGGUCACACCUACCAUGUAAACUCCAUAUCGGUCAACAGUGAUGGGGAGACCUACCUGUCAGCCGACGACCUGCGGAUCAACAUGUGGCACCUGGGGAUCACAGACCGGAGCUUCAACAUCGUGGACAUCAAGCCGGCCAACAUGGAGGAGCUGACGGAGGUGAUCACAGCUGCAGAGUUCCACCCGCACCACUGCCACCUGCUGGUCUACAGCAGCAGCAAGGGGACACUGCGCCUCUGUGACAUGAGGGCCUCCGCUCUCUGUGACCAUCACGCCAAACUUUUUGAGGAACCAGAGGACCCAGGAAGUCGUUCCUUCUUUUCUGAGAUUGUGUCGUCGGUGUCAGAUGUGAAGUUCAGCCACAGCGGCCGGUACCUGCUGACCCGGGACUAUCUGACAGCCAAGGUGUGGGACCUGCACAUGGAGAAAGGCCCAGUAGAAACAUACCAGGUGCAUGAGUACCUGAGGAGCAAACUCUGCUCUCUGUACGAGAAUGAUUGCAUCUUCGACAAGUUUGAAUGUGUCUGGAACAGCAGUGACAGCGUAAUCAUGACGGGGGCGUACAACAGCUUCUUCAGGAUGUUUGACCGGGAGACCGGGCGGGGCGUGACCCUGGAGGCGUGGCGGGAGACCAGUAAGCCGCGGGCGGUUCUGCGCACGCGGAGGGUCUACACCGGGGGCAAGCGUCGCCGUGGCGACGUGGGCGUGGACAGCUUGGACUUCACCAAGAAGAUCCUCCACAUGGCCUGGCACCCUGAGGAGAACAUCAUCGCCAUCGCCGCCACCAACAACCUCUACAUCUUCCAGGAUCGGGUCAACACCGAAACCCAGGGACAGGACUGACACAGAACUGUUGAACACACACACCACACACUCACAGGCAUGCAUGCACACACACAAACAUGCACACAUUUACACAUUGAACUUAACACACUGGAUAUUAGACACAGAUCCUGAAGUGUUGAGCAUCGAGCCUAGUUGACUCUGUAUCUGUGAAGGAGGUCAGGUUAACUGUAUCUGUGAAGGAGGUCAGGUUAACUGUAUCUGUGAAGGAGGUCAGGUUAACUGUAUCUGUGAAGGAGGUCAGGUUAACUCUGUAUCUGUGAAGGAGUUCAGGUUAACAGUAUCUGUGAAGGAGGUCAGGUUAACACUGUGAAGGAGAAACGGUUUACCCUGUAUCUGUGAAAGAGGUCAGGUUAACUCUGUAUCUGUGAGGGGGGUCAGGUUAACCAUGUAUCUGUGAAGGAGGUCAGGUUAACUCUAUCUGUUAAGGAGGAACGGUUAACUCUGCAUCUGUGAGGGGGGUCAGGUUAACCAUGUAUCUGUGAGGGUCAGGUUAACCAUGUAUCUGUGAGGGGGGUCAGGUUAACCAUGUAUCUGUGAGGGUCAGGUUAACCAUGUAUCUGUGAGGGGCGUCAGGUUAACCAUGUAUCUGUGAGGGGGGUCAGGUUAACCAUGUAUCUGUGAGGGGGGGUCAGGUUAACCAUGUAUCUGUGAGGGUCAGGUUAACCAUGUAUCUGUGAGGGGGGUCAGGUUAAACAUGUAUCUGUGAGGGGGGUCAGGUUAACCAUGUAUCUGUGAGGGGGGUCAGGUUAACCAUGUAUCUGUGAGGGGGGUCAGGUUAACCAUGUAUCUGUGAGGGGGGUCAGGUUAACCAUGUAUCUGUGAGGUGGAGUGUUACCGUGGUGCCCUGUGUGUGUGGAUUCAGUCACUGUUUUGUCGUUUUUUUAGUUACCAUAACAACUGAUGUAGAUCGGUGAAUGGUCAGCAACAAAUAGCAUAUCACUAGACAUCCAGUCAACAGUUUUCCUAUGUGGUGACAACAUGAAAACACACAUGCAUAAAUGGGACACACUUUUAUACACACCUGGUGACACCUGGACACACCUGGCCACACCUGGCCAUAGCAGUACACACCUGGAUGGACAUACCUGGUGACACCUGGAGAAGCUGAUUCUAGAUCCGUGCUCCCUCACCUGACACCUGUACACACCUGGUUACCUGAACACCUGGUUAAUCUGGACACCUAGUUAUCUGGACACCUGGUUACCUGAACACCUGGUCAUCUGGACAUCUAGUAGUCUGACACACAAGCGGAUUACUGGUGUGACAUCUUGAAAUCAUGGUGAAAUCACCAGACUACUGGUGUCUCCCUCCAUUCCUCCAUCUAGGUUGUGUCCGACCGGCUCUCCGCAUAGCGCACAACCUCUCCUCGGGGGCCAGGGGGCUCUAGUCCGUCUGAGCGCCCCACCAAGGGAACGCCGGGCUGUCACGUGACACAUCAGGCUCAUCGCCUGUACUCACGUCCAUGACUAUGAUCUGUGAAAUAUUACCACUAACUCACUCUGUCUGUCAUUAUUUUUAACCCUGAGAACCCAUUUACACUGGUCAAUCCCCUUUAUACAGGGAGCUGUGCAAAUAGUCUUUUUAUAUGUUUUAAGGUGUGUCAAAAUCAGUUGUGAGCCCAGGCCUGGAACAAAAGCCUGCACAAGCCAAUUGCCCCUCAAAGGGGCAAUCGGGAAUUCUGCCAAAUAAUGUGGCUUGAGCUCUCUGAUCUCCUCCAAUUAUAGGCAGUAGUGUAGCGACGUUACCGCGGCAACUCCGCGGCCAACCAAUCAGUGGUAGGGUUGUUGUGAAUAGCAUCACGGCAGCUGUAGCAUGUUACCCAGUCAGAAUAUCGCUGUAUAUCUAGCGUACCUGUAAACAUCCAGAGUUAUACCUUAACAUACAGAACGGACCCUCAGUCGAGACAAUCGAUGAAGGAACCUGUGUAAAAUAAAUAAUAAAAUAACCUGAAUCCGAUGA
Molecule: messenger RNA, 3922 nt
Organism: Esox lucius (northern pike)
Lineage: Eukaryota; Metazoa; Chordata; Actinopteri; Esociformes; Esocidae
Gene: ppp2r2ca
Product: protein phosphatase 2, regulatory subunit B, gamma a
Exons: 14
Coding region: 596-1960 (454 amino acids)
Biological process (GO): peptidyl-serine dephosphorylation
Cellular component (GO): protein phosphatase type 2A complex; cytosol
Molecular function (GO): protein binding; protein phosphatase regulator activity
Source: RefSeq, a predicted model, not a curated record